AUGAAUGUGCGAUUAGAGAAUCUCCAUGCAGAUACAUCAGCAGCAAACUACGUUUCGUUUUUGAGUCAGUCCCAACGUCCGAAAGGUCGUGGUUCUGACAGUGGAUCUAUCCACUCCGUAUCAAGUGUGAGAAGUGUAAUGUCUGGCAUGUCUUCCUUGUGGUCGAAUUUUGGCCUUGGAUCUGGAGGCGCUGCUGCUCGCACGGAGAAGCAGAAAGCUGCCAUUGAAGCUGACUUGAAGUACCUAUAUUCGGCAUUUACCAAAAUCCCUUGCCUUAGACUCGCCCCGGAUCGUCGCGCACGUUUGAUUGAAGGUUAUGAAGAAUUCCCGUUCGAUUCCGCCGUUCCACUGAUUGCCUUUAAAAAUAUUAGUGCUUUGGAAAUUAGUGAUAUCGACAUCCGACAGUUCUUUGGCUGGGACAAGCUAGCAGAUCAAUUGAGAUCUCUAACCGUCAAGCGGGCAGGUGUUGACGAUCUAGCUGAUCUAUUGAUCAACAUCGUGCUGGACGAUAUUGACAAAAGGAGGCGGCGGUCUUCCAAAGCACAAAUGUCACCAACUUCCACCUUCAUUCCCGCAUCAAGUCCAAGACGUAGUCCAACAAUGCCACAUGCAGAGCUCGUGAAAUCUAGUUCAGCACCUGGAUCACCGGAUGAUCGCAGUCACCUUAUCGAUACAGAAGCAAGAGGGUUAACACGUUCAGGUUCAGAUGUGGCCGAAUUUGGUAAAUCUCCAACCAAGCACGGGCAAAGACCAAGAAGCAAUUCUCCUGUCCGUCCACCAAGUUCCCGUACAGGUUCCUCGCAUGGUCAUCUCCGUGGUUCUUCGCACAAGGUUAAAAGAUCUGGUUCCGGGAGCUCGCAUUCAAGCAUGUCUGACAGCUGGCACAACCCUCGAAACAGCACCUCAAAUAUGUUGUCUAUGGGUGUUUUGCCAUCUUCAAAAUGGAGAUUUUUGAAACAUCUCAGCAUUGCAGACAAUGGUCUGACGUCUAUUACUGCAUCAAGCCUUGCCCCCUUAGCUAAUACCCUCCACUCCCUCGAUCUCUCUUCAAAUCUGUUCGCUCAGAUCCCAGAUUGCUUAGCAUCUCUUACUGCACUGCGAGCACUGAAUCUAUCUAACAACAUGAUUGAAUCCCUUCAUUCUCUUACUCGAAAUCCCCUACCUGCUAUAUCCGCUCUCAACCUAAGGUCGAACCGUCUCGUAUCGAUAGCCGGAAUUGAAAGGUUAUAUCCUUUGGAGAGACUUGAUCUCCGUGAUAACAAGGUUACUGAUCCGACAGAACUUGCCAGGUUGACAGGAAUACCAGAUAUCCGAGAGAUAUGGAUUAGUGGCAACCCAUUUACCAAAACACAUAACAACUACAGGACGACAAUCUUCAACCUAUUCAGACAAACACCAGGAUAUACCGAGGACAUUUUGAUUGAUGCUUAUGGACCAGGGUACACGGAAAGGCGGCAUUUGGUAGAACGUGUUGCAGAACGACCAGGUGUGCCUGUUGUCAAACCACCUCCUCCCGAUUAUGGACUGUCCGCUAUCGAGGUUAACAAACCAAUUAUCGAAUAUGCAGCUCCACGAGAACCUGCAGUACUCCGGAAAGAGCGACCGGUGCCUGUUGCUGCUACUAGUGAAAUCAACACUGGCUCUACAGGUCGAAGAAGAAGAACUCCAAAACGACGAAUCGUAGACUUAUCGACUUCGGAAACAUCACCGAGCAAGCAAGGAGUGGUUCACAAUGUUAUGCCAGAAGAACCAUCACCGCCUCUGCCAAGAACAGUAUCGGAUAGUAGCUACGGCAUAAGUCCUGAUUUUUCUCCUAGAACUAUUCCCACCUAUGUCCCUUUAGAACCUCGGCAGGUCCAGAGGCAACCGGACAUUCCACGCAUCGACACUUCCAUAUUACCUCGUUUACCUCCAAUGCCACCAGUAGAAACAAUACCUUACGAGACAGCGAUUAAACCACAGGCAGUCAAGACCCCGGAUACCCCCGAUUGGAACAUAAGCGGUGAGCUGUAUCGAAAAAAGAUAGAGGCUCUAAGAAAUGAUGUUGGACAAGGGUGGUUAAGUGUGUUAAGCGAAGAAGGUUGGGAGGCUCAAAAGAAAAAUCAACCCACUGGAUAUCAAACCUCCGAAUACGACACAACGGUUUCGAUGAGAUCAGGUCCUACAAUCAGGGGAGCUAGCCAACAGACGAUACAUAGUGGCCGCACCCUGGGUUGA
This is a messenger RNA of Sclerotinia sclerotiorum 1980 UF-70, 2217 nucleotides long. RefSeq lists its product as hypothetical. The transcript has a single exon. Bases 1 to 2217 code for a protein of 738 amino acids. Gene Ontology annotation, cellular component: cytoplasm. The record is from RefSeq and is a predicted model, not a curated record. Gene Ontology annotation, molecular function: protein kinase binding. Lineage: Eukaryota; Fungi; Ascomycota; Leotiomycetes; Helotiales; Sclerotiniaceae.